GUGCCAACAAUGAAUUAUGUUUUCAUAUUUUAUUAACAAAGAUAUUUACAUCAGAGAAUGUUGACAUUGCGUCAGCGAAUGAGAAUUUCCAGAAUUACUGAAGGAGAUUUUCUACGCUUCCUAACAAAAUCCACAUCAAGUUCAGUUAUGUAAUCAUUCGUUUAGGAUAUUUAUCCAUUCUUUAUCUUCUAUAUUCAAUGCUCUAGUAAUACCAUACUUCAGCAUCUGGGCUGUGGCGUGGGAGCGGAGAACCCAGAGCAUCUGGGCUGUGGUGUGGGGUCGGAGAAUCGACCCGAAUACUACCGUGCCAUCGAUAUUUAACCCAAAUGCAGCUACAUACAUCUGGAGUAGUGGUACACCGGAUAUUGAAUAA
Didymodactylos carnosus is the source of this 373-nucleotide messenger RNA. The record is from the annotation of a GenBank genome assembly. Lineage: Eukaryota; Metazoa; Rotifera; Eurotatoria; Philodinida; Philodinidae.